Molecule: messenger RNA, 1055 nt
Organism: Oncorhynchus tshawytscha (Chinook salmon)
Lineage: Eukaryota; Metazoa; Chordata; Actinopteri; Salmoniformes; Salmonidae
Product: lysozyme g
Exons: 5
Coding region: 253-855 (200 amino acids)
Biological process (GO): peptidoglycan catabolic process; defense response to Gram-positive bacterium
Cellular component (GO): extracellular region
Molecular function (GO): lysozyme activity
Source: RefSeq, a predicted model, not a curated record
UUGUUUCGGGAAUGUUGCAUUGAAAGUGGAUAAUACUGCAUUGAUUCGAUCACAAUUGCCACAGUAAAGGGAAACAGGGAAAACUCUAGAAUGUUGAGAAAUUCAAUCUCGUGCUUCUUUUUCUCAGGGAGCUGAUAUUUCUUCUGCACUUUCCGCGUCAGUCCCCACAUUGCUCAACCACAACUGUCACGUGCAAUAGAUCAGUCUGAGGAACUUUCAUUUACAGGAAAUCACCAAGCGAAAGACAUCAACAUGGGAGUUGGAGUUGGAAUUGGUGGAUUCAUUACAUUCUUGACUUUAGCCUCUUGUUUUGGAGACAUUACAAAGGUUGACACCAGUGGGGCCUCAGAGAUAACCGCUAGACAAGACAAGCUAACUGUCCAAGGGGUGGAUGCCUCUCAUAAACUGGCUGAGCAUGACCUGGUGAGGAUGAACAAGUACAAGAAGCUCAUCACCAGGGUGGGGCAGAAGCAUGGCCUGGACCCAGCUAUCAUCGCUGGCAUCAUCUCCAGAGAGUCCCGGGCUGGGGCAGUGCUGGACCAUGGCUGGGGAGAUCAUGGAAAUGGCUUUGGGCUCAUGCAGGUUGACAAGCGCUACCACAAGAUAGUGGGGACAUGGGACAGUGAGGAGCAUAUCAGUCAAGGCAGUGAGAUUCUCAAUGAGUUUAUCCGAAGGAUCCAGGCUAAAUUCCCUGCGUGGCCCAAGGAGCACCAGCUGAAAGGGGGAAUUUCAGCCUACAAUGCUGGGGACAAAAAUGUCCGCACCUAUGAGCGAAUGGAUGUGGGCACCACUGGGGGUGACUAUUCCAAUGAUGUUGUUGCCAGAUCUCAAUGGUUCAAAAGACAGGGUUAUUGAAGACUCUCUUCAUUAUAUACUCCAGUCUUUGAUUCUACCUAUGGUGAAAAUAUUCAGUACGUGUUUUGGAAUAAAUCUAAGCAAUAAAAUGACUUCUCUGAAUAAAUCAAAGCAGUAAAAUGUCUUCUAUUUUCUGAAUAAAUCAAAGCAGUGAAAUACAUUCUAUUUUCUAAAUACAUUAAAUGAAAUGUCAUUGUGUG